This is a messenger RNA of Bursaphelenchus xylophilus (pine wood nematode), 684 nucleotides long. Lineage: Eukaryota; Metazoa; Nematoda; Chromadorea; Rhabditida; Aphelenchoididae. The record is from the annotation of a GenBank genome assembly.
AUGAAGACUGUAGUUUUGAUAAUCCUGCUAAUUGUUGGCGUGCUUGCGCAAUCUCCCAUGUAUCUGGAUCCGAAUGGCCCGGAGGCUACUGUAAGUCCUAUUAGUGCGACAAGCGAGGUGUUCCCGCUUGCAGAACGUGAUCAGUUGCGGAAAACGGCAAUUAGGAGGCGUAGGGAAGGUGGAUGCCUAUAAAAGGUUGUAAAAAGUGCCCACAAGGCCUGGAAAAGCCGUUGGAUGCUCGGCGGACGCUUGGCGGACAAUACGCAAUUUUUGGUGAUUGUGGGUUUGAUUAUGUAUAAGUAGAAGCAAAGGUACGGGUUACCACGUAUGGGCUUUGCUUACGAAGCUGCAAUUUUUACGAAACGAAAAAUUGACCUAUGCAGAAUCCUUUCCCAAAAUUUGAAGAAGAUAUGAGACUUGUAUCUCUCCCCUUUCAAUUAUCUUUCCCUUCAGGCAAUAGCGAAUGAUUUGACGCGGCAAUACGCAGACAAAAUUAACGCUCCGGGAAGCCUUCGAUUGAACCGAGUGGAGGAAGCGAUGGUGUUGGGAAGAGGAACCCGGACCGAACAGUACACGAUCAAAGCCUUUGUGACAACCAUGCACGGAUCACAUACCUUCUGUACGCGAUUUUAUGCCCUUCGCUCUGACGGAACCCUGACUUUGUACUCGUGGAAUAUGUGUUAG